UUGUUUUAUUCCCAACAAAUCAAAAUGAAGAAUUCACAAAUGCUUGUGUGUUUUGGCUUGUUUUUCUUUGCUCUCCUUCAGAUUCCCAGUUCCAAUGCAUUUAGUAAAACGAACCCUAUAUAUAACGUUAAUCUUGCGCCCUUCAUUCAACGUUUAAGUGCAUACUACUGCAUAUACAAUGAGUCGUCGAAUUGCAGGGGAAACUUCAAUCUCACAAUGGAAGGAUGGUUGAACAUAACUGAAAGUGAAACAAGAGCAUUUUGCGAUGGAGGGUGUUUACAACACACCCACGAUGUUCUUCAAUGCGUUUGGUAUGUACUCGACGAUUUCAAGUUUGAGAAUGGCGCUACAAUCAAAAACAUAAAUGACACUAUCAACAUCGGAUGCGAGAAAGGUUUCAAUGGGACGACUAUUGUUGAUAAGAGUGACGCGACAAAAUUAGGCGGCAUGACAAUUUAUGCUUUGAUCUUUUUGGCCCUAUUUUACAUGUAGCAUUCACAACAAAGAGCAGAAAGGAAAGUCGCAAAAUAUUAUAAAGUUUACAACAAUAAAUAAGUCGAAAGUCGUUUGAUAAAACUAAGGAUAAAUGUAUAGUUCCAAAUAAAAGCAAGUACCAUGAGGCACAUCCUCAAUGCAGUUUGUAUUGAUAUGAAAAUACAGUUUUUCUGUUUAGUUUCUUA
This is a messenger RNA of Helianthus annuus (common sunflower), 680 nucleotides long. RefSeq lists its product as uncharacterized. NCBI's taxonomy places the organism in Eukaryota, Viridiplantae, Streptophyta, Magnoliopsida, Asterales, Asteraceae. Bases 25 to 492 code for a protein of 155 amino acids. The record is from RefSeq and is a predicted model, not a curated record. The transcript is spliced from 4 exons.